CCAAGUUCAACAGUUCCUCGCGAGCGCUUCCCGUGGAUACACGCGUUCCAUUUCUUCCGUCAAGUCGAGUUUGUUAAGGCGGGUUGUGAAGCAAUUUUUUGCAUCUACCUUGGGAUGAAAGUGUGGAAGGAAUAGAUUUCUAGAACGGAAUUGUUUAGUGAAUCCACGUGUGUGCCACCACCACCACAACAAUUUGUGGCCGUGAUUCUGUCCCCGCGCCAUCGUCGUCGCCACUAAUAGGAUUUGGGAUUAGACAAGGCUACCUUCCCCCACCUCCACCACACACUUUUCAAAAGGUGAUUCCAGGACAGGAUAGUUGUGCACAUUCUGACGGAAUAACCAGGGAUGCCAGAUACACAGAUUUGUCUGUGUUUCACAGACUUUUGAGCUUGUGUCAGACAUUUUUUGAGGUGCACAGACUUUUAAAAAACUUCAUUAAAUUAAUAUUUAGUAAUCUUUUUUGUCGAAACUUAUUUCGUUAGUCUUCAAAUGCUUAAAAACGCAAUUUCUGAUGGAUUUCAAUGACUGUGAAUUGAUAUAUUUGAAUUUUAGACAAAUGCACAGACAUACACAGACUUUUUUACAGACAUUUUAAAAAACCAAGUGGCAUCCCUGGGAAUAACCCAAUAAAUAAGGUGAUUGUUGUGUGUACUGUCUGUGGGGUGGUAAAAAAGAAGAAGAAAAAAGCAAAAAAAGGAUCUUGGUGGUGAAAUAAAAUAGUAUCGUCGUUCGUGUGAGUGUUGGUAUUUACCUGAGGUUUUAGAAGAAGAUGCAGUGAAAAAAAAGGUGAAAAUAGAGUGGAGCUCAGCGAAAAAAAAAAAGAAGAAGGUGGAAUUUAUUUUAUUUUUAACUCAAUGAUGUUUGCUGCUCCCCUGGGGGUGGUGAAAUGAGAGAACAGGGAGGGAAUGCUAGUUUAGUUCUAUUUUGUGUGUGUAUGUGUGUUUUUUGCUGACGGAGGCUCCGGCCAUAAAUUGUGACCCAAUUUACGUUCGUCGAGUUCGUCAUUUUGCCUAGUCUGCAUUAAGUCUGGAUUUGAUUGGUGGGCUGAGCAGGGGAAAAUGGACGGAAAAUUGUCUCAUUGCUUGCGGUGGUAAUUAGGCACGGGAAAACACGGUGAAAGCACAACAUUGUUUCGAACAACUAACCGGCUAACAAAACUUGUUCCUGAGUGGAGAGCGUGUCGAGGAGAAGGCAUAAAAAAAGAAGAAAGAGGCCAACAGUUCGUGCGGGCAGUGUUGCCAGCGUAGCGGGUCAUAGUGGCGGACGUCGAGGAAUUUAGCUCCUUCCCGCCGGACUCCGACCUCGACUCGUACGUCAACAGCACCGAGUUUAAAUGUCUGCUGGAGGCCCAGCUAGAUUUGGAGGCCGCGACUCCAUUCGAUGGCUGCCCGAUCGACUUUGACCGGAUCCUGUGCUGGCCCAAGACGGAAUCCGGUGCGUGGGCCGUGCUUCCGUGCUUCAAAGAGUACAACGGCGUCAUUUAUGACCAUUCGCAAAACGCCACCCGCUACUGCCACCCCAACGGCAAGUGGGACAACUACAGCCACUACACGGCCUGUCACCACAUGACCGACCCACCGCCGGACAUCGUCGAGAUCACGUCGAUCAUCUACUACUCCGGGUACAUCAUCAGCCUAAUCGCGCUCAGCCUCGCUGUGAUAGUUUUCGUCUACUUCAAAGAUUUACGUUGCCUGCGUAACACGAUCCAUGCGAAUCUGUUCAUCACCUACAUUCUGUCCGCCCUGAUGUGGAUGGUCAUUCUGACGCAGCAGCUCUCCGGUAGUUCCGGCGGUGGCCUAACGAGCUGCGUCAUCUUCGUGACGCUGCUGCACUACUUUACACUCACCAACUUCUUCUGGAUGCUCGUGGAAGGACUCUAUCUGUACAUGCUGGUUGUGGAAACGUUUUCCGGCGAUAAUCUGCGGUUCAACAUGUACGCGGCCAUCGGAUAUGGAGGUCCCGGUGUGUUCGUAGUGGUGUGGGCCAUCGCCAAGGGUAUCGCCAUUUCCGGUCAGGAGAGGGCAACUUCGCUUGAAAUUGACUGCUCCUGGAUGCGGGAGUCGGUCGUGGACUGGAUCUUCCAGGGACCGGUCUGUGCCGUACUCAUCAUCAAUCUGGUCUUUCUCGUACGAAUUAUGUGGGUCCUAAUCACGAAGCUCCGCUCGGCCAACACGGUCGAAACGCGCCAGUAUCGCAAGGCAUCGAAGGCACUGCUGGUGCUGAUUCCGCUGCUCGGCAUCACGUACCUGGUCGUGCUGGCCGCCCCGGCCGAGGGCGUCGUCAGUGACAUUUUCGCCGUCGCCCGGGCACUGCUGCUGAGCACGCAGGGCUUCUCGGUAUCGCUGUUCUACUGCUUCCUGAACUCGGAGGUCCGGCUGGCCCUGCGGCACCGUUUGGAGCGCUGGCGGGACGAGCGAAACAUCCGGCUGGGUCAGAUCCGCCAGCGAAGCCGCCGCAGGUUCACCAACUCCGGCCUCUCGAAGGAAUGCUCGCCUCGCUCCAGAACCGAAAGCUUCCGACCACUAACGUACAGCAAGCGCGAAAGUUGCGCCUCCUCGGCGACCACGACCACCCUGCUGGGACCACCCACGCUAGGGGGCUCUCACGGCGGCGCCAACUAUCCGGCCGGGAUCCGGGGCUCCAACGGCACCCUGCACCUGCACACGAUGGUCCCCCGGGCGAUCAGUCCACUGAUGCAGGGUCUGGAUGAAAAUUCCGUCUAGAUAAAGUAAUCAACAUCCGAAGCAAAUCCAUUUGUAAAAACAAACAUAACCCAUUCGAUAUAGUUAGUUGUUCUUUUUGAAAGGUGUACGCAAAAGUUUAGUGAAUAAAAAAAGUGUUUAUUUUUCGUCGUAUUUUGAGCUAGUUCAAGUCAAACUAAAUGGAGAGAGAUAAGAAUUGUUACUUAGUGAAAUAGUCAAUGAAAACUCUUUUUCCAGGAAAAAAUAAAACAGUUUUAUCAGUGUUGCAAAAAUGUGCGAAAAAUUUCUAUUUGCGUUUUUAUUUAUUAAGAAAUUUUUGCCAGUUAGGAAAACAACCUAUAUAUACUAGAAUCAACAGAACCAGAAUUGAUACAUUUAUCACACAAAUCUUUACACAGUUUGUACCACACUACAAAUAAAAUCACAAACAGAACUCUAUCGAUGUAUGUCA
Molecule: messenger RNA, 3153 nt
Organism: Culex pipiens pallens (northern house mosquito)
Lineage: Eukaryota; Metazoa; Arthropoda; Insecta; Diptera; Culicidae
Product: diuretic hormone receptor-like
Exons: 15
Coding region: 1566-2723 (385 amino acids)
Biological process (GO): adenylate cyclase-modulating G protein-coupled receptor signaling pathway; cell surface receptor signaling pathway
Cellular component (GO): plasma membrane
Molecular function (GO): G protein-coupled peptide receptor activity; diuretic hormone receptor activity; peptide hormone binding
Source: RefSeq, a predicted model, not a curated record